AUGGCUGGUACAGAGCCGGGCUGGUAGCUUGGGUAACAGCAGCGAUGGAUAACAUUAAGCUAGUAGCGUAUAUUUAGUGCUUUUUAAAUAUCAUAAUCACAGUUUAAAGGAACGUAAGGAUGUGGGAGAAGUUUGAAAAUAACCGAUAAACACUUUGAAGGAUUGUUCGAGUCCAUUAUAUCAGUCUCGUCAAAUGACGGAUCUAUUUUAUGAGACAGGCAGGUGUGUCAGACCUCAUUUCAUUAGGCUUGUUGCAAGAUUAAACCACAUCUACUCCGGAUUUGGAAGUAGCAGUCGCAGCAGGAGCGAGGACAACGUGCAGGAAGCCGGGGAACGGAGCCGGCAUUUGGGCCAUGGCCACCGCUCGUUUCCCCGGGAAGAGUGCGGACGUGGCCGCAGGAAAUUGGAGUUCUCCUCCUGGCCGGCUGGUGUGUGUGAACGGGACCCCGUGGAUCCUCUACCUGCUGGAGGAGUGUGUGGACAAUGUGUGGGAGUACUGCAGCGUGGUGAUAGGACUAAUAUCCAUGUUCUGCUUUCUGCUGUCCACUCUGCCGCAGGUGUACGAGGCCUAUAGGAACGGUAAAGGGGAGGAGGCCAUGUCGUUUGGCUUUCUCUUCUUCCUCUUCAGUGGAGACUUGACCAGCUUUGCAGGCUGCUACCUCACCAGCCAGCUGCCUAUUCAGGUAAUCACAGUGGUGUUCUACAUCUUCACAGACCUGAUCCUCAUCUCCCAGUUUCUUUACUAUAAGAUCAAGAACAGCUCGAGCAGAAAAAGCCCCGUGCUGAAGUGGCUGUGCUUCAUGUGGUGCGGCUCUGCUUCAUUAGUCCUGCUGACUUUACCCAAACUCAUCGUAGACAACAGUGCUUCUUUAGACACCAAGAGUACCUCUAAAUCAGUGGAAAUCACUGGCUAUGUGUGUGGAUACCUGGCAUCUGUGUUCUACCUCAGCUCCCGGUUACCCCAGCUCUAUAAAAACUUUCAGCGACAGUCCACGGAGGGCACCUCUUACAUGUUGUUCGCUCUUGCCAUGAUGGGCAACGGGACGUACGGGCUGAGCGUCAUCGUGGUGCUGCCCGCGCUGAAGGGCUCCAAGCAGACCUUCAUCAUCAAACACCUGGCCUGGCUCAUCGGCAGCCUGGGGGUCAUCGUACUGGACUUCUUUGUGACCGCCCAGUUCGUGAUGUACAGGAAGAACAGCUCAGCAAAGGGCAGCAAGCUGCUCAGCGUGCCGGAGGUGGAGCCUCUGCUGUGUGAAGAGGUGGAGCUGUCGCUGUUAUAGGACCCAGAAUCAAACAUGGACUGCCCAAUGUACAGUUUCUGAUUCAUCCGUGAUUCUCUGGGGCUAUUGACAACUUCAACUGCAGCCAUGUUGAAGUACCAGCAGGAUCAUUACUUUUUAGAAGGGCAAACUUGAUAAACCCCAUAUAUGGAAAUAUCAGGUGGAAACAUUUUUCUCAAGUUAAAUUAAUUGGCACAUUUGUUUGGUUUUCUCUAGGCAGGCCAGUAAGCAUCAAUUCAAUACCUUUUGUUACAGUUAUCCACUCGGAUUACUUGAUUGAUUUUUGGGUGGGGGUGGGGGACAAUAUUUGUAUUGGCCACUGGGGACACCUAUACCCCUUUCACACCAACGCAACUCCGGUUCAAGCUCCGUGCUAGAGCUUUUCAGGUUCAGAACCGGUACUUCGGUUUAGCUCCGGCUCUUUUCACA
Trematomus bernacchii (emerald rockcod) is the source of this 1709-nucleotide messenger RNA. Its product is annotated as lysosomal amino acid transporter 1 homolog. Lineage: Eukaryota; Metazoa; Chordata; Actinopteri; Perciformes; Nototheniidae. The record is from RefSeq and is a predicted model, not a curated record. The transcript has 8 exons. The coding region runs from base 354 to 1280 and encodes 308 amino acids.